Messenger RNA from Lichtheimia ornata, 4284 nucleotides. RefSeq lists its product as uncharacterized. The coding region runs from base 1 to 4284 and encodes 1427 amino acids. Lineage: Eukaryota; Fungi; Mucoromycota; Mucoromycetes; Mucorales; Lichtheimiaceae. Gene Ontology annotation, molecular function: ATP hydrolysis activity; ATP binding; P-type transmembrane transporter activity. Gene Ontology annotation, cellular component: membrane. The record is from RefSeq and is a predicted model, not a curated record. The transcript is spliced from 9 exons.
AUGGGUGGAUCAGGUGGUUUAACUCUUAAUCGAUUGCUCGGCCUAUUGGCUGUUGUUGCUGUGUCAUUACCCUACACUGUGUAUGCUUCACCUGCCUGGAAUACAGUCAACGGUCAAUUCCCUAACGGCACCGAAUGUCCUCUUCCAACAUACCACGCUUAUGCUUGUUCACCUCUUUGUGUGCGUGACAUUGCCACUUGUCCUGAAUCUGUACGCCCCACAUGUCCACCUGGUCAAACCUACUGUGUCGAUGGCGAGUGCCGUGAUUCGUGUCCCUCCGAUUUACAAUCAGCAUGUGCUUGCCCUGGUGCUCCCUCGAUUACUGUUCCCGUCUAUGCUUGUAAAGAAGUUCGUGCCGAUAUCCCCAACUUUGUUGCCACCAACAAGACGGCUCAAAGUGCUGAAGCCUGUGCUUUGGAGAUGGGUCUAUCACCUUCGAUCGCUCCUUGGGAUGGUGCCAACCCACCUGAUAUGAUGUGGGGUGAAUGCCCUACACCUGACUAUGGCGAAUUGAACUUUCAUGAACCCGCUUUCAUUGCCUUAUACGUCUUUUACGGCUCUUGUGCUGCUAUGCUUAUCCUCUGGACCUUGUACAAACGCAUGCGUGAAAAGAUCAACAUGGUCGCCCUUUCAAAGAGAGCCAGGGACAACGGUGGAUUGGAUGAGAAAAAACGGGCUUCCAAUGACGAUAAGAGCUCCUCUCAUACUUCGGAUGAAAAGAAAGCACCCGGCAAUUCGGGUAACGACAAUGAUAGCGUUUCCGAUCAAUCCACUGAAGGCGAUGAUGACAUGCUUAUCAAGGCCUACAAGCGUGAUUUCAUUGGCGUGUUUUGCUUUGCACUCUACAUUAUCCAAACCAUUGGCAUGGUCGCAUACAUGAUUAUGAUGGUCAAGGACUACUAUCUUGAAUACCUCCUUUUCCGUGGCUCUCAGAUUGUUCAAAGCUCCACCUUCAUUGGCAUGUGGUACAUUUUCUUUAUCUGGUUCUCUUGCCUUGCUAUCUUCAAGCCUCGUUUGAUGAACUUUUUCCGCAUCCGCUGCUCUUAUCAUGAAGCUGAUUAUGUCCAAGUCGAAAAGCACCAGCCACCUCUCAUCUUCUUGCAGGAUCAAUCCGACAAGCUCACUGAUAUCGUUCGCUAUAUGGAAAACCUUGGCCGCAAGUUGAUGGGCAUGGAUGUCGUUGUCACCACUUCUCAAAUGAAAUCCACCAACUCGGGUGCACGCUACUUUGUCUAUCAAUGCACUCGCUACGUCUAUGACAACGAGACCGAAACCUUCAAGCCUCACUCUUUCGAAUUGGGUGACACCAAUGCCAGCUUUACUCGCUUGGGCAGUGGUUUAUGGUCCGAAGAAGCUGCUCGUCGUGAAGAACUCAUUGGCCGCAACUUUAUUGAUGUCUAUGUCCCUAACGUGGCAAUGGCUAUCUUGCGUGAAUUCUCGGUCUUUUUCUACAUUUACCAAUUCUCCAUUCUUUGGCUCUUUUAUUACUUUGCAUACUGGCAAGUUGGUAUUGCAGACACAGCUGUCAUUCUGCUUUCCGCUUUUGUCAAGGUGUUUGUUCGUCUUCGAUCUGAACGCCGUAUCAAAAAGAUGGCCGAGUUCACUGACAAUGUCAAUAUCUUGCGUGAUGGCCAAUGGAAGGAAAUGUCCACUGCUGAUUUGGUCCCUGGUGAUGUAUUUGAAGUCGCUGAAAAGAAGACUACCCCUUGUGAUGCCGUCAUCCUCACUGGCAACAUUGUCGUUGAUGAAAGCUCCUUGACGGGUGAGCCUUUGCCUAUUCGCAAGUUCCCUCUUCGAAGCGAUGAUGAUUCGUUCUAUAGCCGUGUUGGCUCUGGCAAGAUCCAUACCAUCUUCUGUGGCACUACCAUUUCUCAAGCACAACCCACAAAGGAAGGCGAGAAGGUUACUGCUCUUGCUACUCACACUGGUACUGCUACCGAUAAGGGCUUGCUCGUCAAGAAGAUUCUUUUCCCUGCACCUGUGUCCUUUAUUUUCAAUGAGCAAAUCAAGAUCACUAUUCUCAUCCUUCUUUGCUUUGGUCUUAUUUGUCUUGGUCUUGCUAUUUGGUUGUAUGCCACUGGCACCAGUGCUUGGUUGUACGCCAUGUUUGCCAUUGGUCAGCUUCUUUCUCCUUUGCUCCCUGCUGCUCUUGUCGUCGGUCAAUCGGUUGCUUCAGGUCGUCUUCGUGAUAAGAAGAUCUACUGUGUGGAUCUUCCUCGUAUCUUGAUGGCUGGCAAAGUACAAUUAUUCUGCUUUGACAAGACUGGUACCUUGACUAAGGAAGGCUUGGAAUUCUUUGGUGCUCAACCCAUUGCUGAUAUGAGCAGCCUCUCUGCCAGUGAAAAGGGCACCGAAUCGGUUCCUACAUUUGGCGAACAUGCUGCUAAGGUUGCUGACGUUCCUCGUUUGAUGCAAAUUGGCCUUGCUACUUGCCACGCUGUCACCACCUUGAAUGGCCAAUUCAUUGGUAACCCUGUUGAUAUUGAAAUGUUCCGUUCUUCUGGUUGGACUCUUGAAGAUAAGAAGGGCAUGGAAGAUGCUGUUGAUACUUUGACCCCGCCAUCCACUGCUGAAAUCAAGGAGCCCAUUCACGUGCUCAAGCGCUUCGAAUUCGUUCACGCUCGCAUGUCCAUGUCUGUUGCCAUUCUCGAUACGUACACCAACAAGGUCCACAUCUUUGUCAAGGGUGCUUAUGAAAAGAUCAAGGACUUGUGUGAGCCUGAAUCUGUUCCUGCUGACUAUGACUUGACAACUUCCAACUUGGCUCGUCAAGGUUGUUAUGUGCUUUCUCUUGCCCAUCGUGAAAUCGAUCUCGAGCAAAUUGGUGGUAUCAAUGCUUUCCGCAACUGGUCUCGUGAUCAAAUGGAAGAACAAAUCCGCUUCGCUGGUCUUAUCAUCUUCAAGAAUCAACUCAAGGAGGAUACUACUGAAAACAUUGCUGCCCUUAAGGGUGGUGAUACACGCACUAUUAUGAUUACCGGUGACACGGCAUUGACUGGUGUCUUCAUUGCUCGUCAAUGUGGUAUGGCACUUCCCAACUCACGUAUUUUGCUUGGUGAUCUUGAUAAGAAGAGCAACCGUAUUGUAUGGACCGAUGUGGAUGAGCCUGAAACCUUCCCUGAUGAGGAUCCCGACAAGUAUUUGAUGAACAAGGAACACACCCCUAUUGAAUUGGCUGUUACUGGCAAGGCUUUCCAAUGGCUUGUUGACAAUGACAUGAUCCGCAAGUACCUUUUGGAUAUUCGUGUAUUCGCUCGUAUGACUCCUACCGGCAAAGUUCAAUGUGUGCAACUUCAUAUGGAACGUGGUAUCACUGCUAUGACGGGUGAUGGUGGUAAUGAUUGUGGUGCUUUGCGUGCUGCUCAUGUUGGUAUUGCCAUGUCCGAUGCCGAAGCCUCUAUCGUGUCGCCUUUCAGCACUAGCAUUCGUAGCGUCAAGUCAUGUGUUGAAUUGCUCAAGGAAGGUCGUGCUGCUCUUGCUACCUCGCUCACCGGUUACAAAUACCUCAUCAUGUAUGGUCAAGUCAUGGUCAUGCUCAAGAUUUAUACUUUCUAUUUCUCGGUCACUAUGCCUCAAUACGUGUGGAUUGCUAUCGAUGUCUUCAUCACCGUGUUCUUGACAUGGGCUGUAUCACAAUCCAGAGCUGCCGACAAGCUUGAACCUCAACGUCCAACCGCUCGUUUGCUUGGUCCUCAAACCAUGGCAUCCACUCUUGGCUUGGUUGGUAUCAAUUGGAUCUACUUGUGCUGUGCAUUCUACAUGUUGUACCAAGAAGAUUGGUUCCGUUGCAAUGAAUUUGACAGCAAUGCCUCUGAUCUUUCAAAGUGGUGGUUGUUGGCUGACAAUUACGAGGCCGAACUCUUGACCAUUGUGGGCAUGUUCAUGUUCAUCAACAAUGCCGCCGUAUUCAGUUUCGGUUACAAAUUCAGACGUGCUAUCUACCGCAACUACCCUAUGCUUUUCUUGUGGGCCUUGUACAUCGCCAUUGUUUCGUAUUGGACCCUUGCCGAUCCCAACCGCUUUGGCUGCUUGUUCCGUAUCAACUGUGGUACUCCUCAAGUCCUUGAAGACCUUGGAUACCCUGUUCCACCAACCUACAUUGAACAAUACAACUCACCUCUCGGCCACAACAUCAUGCCUUGGGACUUCCGUUGGCGCUUGUGGGGUCUUUGUGUUGGUAACAUGGCAACGACCUUGAUCUACGAACGUUUCGUUGUCUUGGGACCUGUACACACUUACUUGGCCAACAAGUUCCCUGUCAAACGUUUGGUGGUCACUCGAUAA